Strigops habroptila (Kakapo) is the source of this 1534-nucleotide messenger RNA. It is a transcript of the gene CCDC152, whose product is annotated as coiled-coil domain containing 152. NCBI's taxonomy places the organism in Eukaryota, Metazoa, Chordata, Aves, Psittaciformes, Psittacidae. Bases 1 to 765 code for a protein of 254 amino acids. The transcript is spliced from 8 exons. The record is from RefSeq and is a predicted model, not a curated record.
AUGAGUCGCAGAUAUGAAGAACCUAUGAAGAAAAUCAGUGUGGUCAACCUUGAUAGACUUUUAGAUAGUGUCUCAGAGAUAGAGAAGAAAAUAAUGGAAAUUAAUGGAGUAAAUGACCUACUGACUCUUAAGCUGGAAAAAUGUAACAGAUUGUUAACAUUAAGCCAGUCAAAGGAAGAAUCAGUUAGAGAAGAAUGUACUACUCUACAGAAUGUAAUGAAGGGUUUAACACAAACCAUUGAAAACCAGUGUAACGUGAAAGAUGAGAAUGAUAGACUAAAGGCUACCAUUCACAUCUUGGAAGAGAAAUUAAAGACUUGUGAACAGGAAUAUAAAGAUCAGAUUGAGAAACUUAUGACAGAAAUGAAAACCAAAGAGGAAGAGCGCAAAUUAGAAAUAGUGAAGCUGAAUUCCGAUAUGAUGAAAAAAAUCGAAGCAAAAGAAAGGGAAUAUAAAGAAGAGAGAGAGAGAAAAGACCUGGAAACACAAGAGAUAACUAGACAGCUGAGAAUUCAAAAUGAAGAGAAGCAGAAAGAAAUCAUUAAACUGCAGAUAGAGUUCAAUGCUAAAUUGGCAACAGUUCAGAGUAGAACAAGAUCAUUUUGGAAAUCUUCUGGCUUUCCAGAAAGUAUCUAUCGAAGAAAGCUGCAGAAUUUCCAGCAGGAGAAAAACGAAGAACUUGAACGUCUCCGAAACACCAUAAAAGAACUAGAGGAACGUCUUCUUAAAGAGCAAGAGCAGAGCUUCAAACAGAGGCGAUUUUGAGUAAAUGACAUGACGUAUUUCAGUACUACAGAUAAUGAGAAAUAAAACCAGUGUAUUUCAAACUGUUCACAUGAAAGUAAAAACAAGAUAUGAAGAAAUGCUGAAUAUUUUUAUUGAAAACACUUGUCAAAUAUUCCAAAGCCAUGCAUUCUGUGUAUAUUCAGGGCUACUUUCUUGCUCAUCAGCAUUCACAAUAAGAAGAUUCAGGUUUCACAGGAGUAAUAAUUUCCCUAUUAAACCAUCAUUAAUUAUCGUGUACACUUUCAGAGCAGUUUUCCUUUCUUGACUAAUCUCUUCUUCAUCCAGGAAUCCUUCGAACAACUGUAUUUUUUUUCAGCUCAGUUAAUCAAAGGUUACAAAUGCUAAGCUACAGAGAGAGAAGUUAAACAAGUUUAAGUGGUAUAUUAUCUUACCAAUCAUUACAGAUUUAUCAAAUUCAGCACUGUUAUAAUGAAGAUAAACAUUAAGCCAGGACUAAAUUUGUCCUGUCUUUCCUGUUUUGAUACUGUUAUUAAUUCUGCAUGAAGAGUUGUUAACACUGUUUUCCACUUUAGGCAUGAUCUUACGAAGUUGGUUGAAUUUUUAAGCUGUUGUAGUAAGUAUUAAUGGAUCCUGAUACUGUAUCUAAGCCACAAAAGUUAAGCAUAUAAAUCUGUUACUUUAAAAUAAUGCAAUUAGUGCAUGUAUCUUACAUUUGAGAUAAACAGUUGUUUUGGCAUGUUGUUAAAGAACAAUCUUUUCUCAUACGUAAUGUGUAUCCCCAGGUUAG